Molecule: messenger RNA, 1212 nt
Organism: Zingiber officinale
Lineage: Eukaryota; Viridiplantae; Streptophyta; Magnoliopsida; Zingiberales; Zingiberaceae
Product: rhodanese-like domain-containing protein 11, chloroplastic
Exons: 10
Coding region: 93-983 (296 amino acids)
Source: RefSeq, a predicted model, not a curated record
UGUCGAAGAUAAGCCAUCACUGUCAUUGGCCUCGUCGUCUCUCCACCAUUUCGGCGUCGCCCCCUUCUCUUGCAGCUGCCGAACCCUCUGAGAUGGAAGCUCUUGGGAGCACCUUCACGACUACACUCGCGGCAUAUAGAAUUCCUCAUCGCCGUCGAGCUGACUUCCGGGGAAGAGCUCCGCUGCCGCAGGCCACAAAGCCAUUCUUUGUCGAAAGCGGUGGAAGAUGUUCUUCCCGAUCCAAUAGGUUGAGGGCUGAUGUGAGGAUGGAUGCGGCUGUUGGUGGAGAAGAGGAGGAGACGCGGCAGGCCAAAGAGAUGGCUGCAGCUCGAAGAAGAUGGGAAUCUCUGAUUAGGGAACAGAAAGUUAAGGUUCUUACGCCUAGAGAAGCUGGUUAUGCAAUUCAACUUUCAAACAAAGCCCUUCUUGAUGUUCGCCCCUCAACUGAGCAUGAGAAGGCAUGGGUCAGAGGUUCCACUUGGGUACCAAUAUUUGACAUAGACAAAGGAUCAGAUGUUGGAGCUCUUUCUAGGAAAAUCACAAACUUUGCCAUGGGGGGUUGGUGGAGUGGCAAUCCAAUGUUAGCAUAUGAUAAGGAUUUUGUCAACAAAGUUGAGGAGAAGUUUCCAAAAGAUACAGACAUUGUUGUAGUAUGUCAGAAAGGACUAAGAUCUCUCGCUGCUUGCGAACAAUUAUACAAUGCAGGUUUCAGAAACCUGUUCUGGGUGCAAGGAGGUUUGGAAGCUUCCGAAGAAGAGGAUUUUCCUCGGGAAGGUCCCCAACCUUUCAAACUUGCUGGAAUAGGUGGAGUUUCUGAAUUCCUUGGUUGGACGGACCAACAACGCGUUAUGGCUUCCAAGGAAGGUUGGAGUUAUCGGUUGGUCUUCACCGGACGUCUGCUUGGACUUAUUGUUCUGGCGGAUGCUUUGUUUCUUGGGGCUCAAAAGCUCGGUCCCUUAGUACAAGAGUUGCGGUCACAUUGAUGAGAUUUAUCGACCACUCGAAAAGUCCUCAGCCAAUGCUUUGUACUACUAAGAGUUUCGAUUUCGCGGCUUGUCUAUGUUCUCUGCUGUUCCCUUUGCAUCAUCCAUUACUUCUCGAUAUCUAGUUCUUGUUCUCUCCCUACUCUCGUGCUUACUUUUAGGCACUAAACAACGGAUGUUAUCGUUGAUGUAAUGCACAAAGCUUUUAAGUGAAUUUAUUCUCGGAUCA